GUAGCCUGAAACUAUGAACGUCCACUUGGGUUUGGAAAGCGCUGAAGAUAUGUCCAGCUCAGACCAAGAGCUAAUGCACAGUCAAGGUAGGAGCCUACAUCCAGCUGUCCCUAGGUCCUCACUAGUCUCCAGCAUGACCUCCGUUUUGGAUGGAAAUGAUUACCACCGUUCAGAUCAUCAUCUGGCUACCUCUCUUCAUCCUGGACUUGGAUUUGGGGGUGAUUCCCCACCAGCAUCCACCAAUAGUUAUACAACCUUGACUCCACUUCAGCCUCUCCAUGAAAAGUUUCAUCACCACCAGCACCAUCAGUGUGUCCCAGUUGGGAACGUGAUUGGAAGCUUCACUCUCAUGAGGGAGGACAGAGGAUUAGGGCCUCCAGGUAAUUUUUAUAGCCACUAUCCCAAAGAUAUAACAAUGGGCCAAACUCUAACCUCCUUGCCCAGCCCAAACCUGUCAAGCAUGCACAGUUAUGGUCAUCACUCUGGACACUUGAGUAAUGAGAAGAUGGUAUCUGGGAAUGGUUUUGAUGGCCAUCACUCCAUGUUCAGCAGAAUUGAUCAGCACUUUUCCAGAGAGUUAUCCCCACCUCCGACUUCCGGCGUGGGAUCACCAAACUCCAUGCACCAACAUCAUUAUGGUCACCACAGACCUGAAAUAAACUGUAGACAAAAUCCUCCAAUGCCAACUCAAAGCACUGCCCUUUCAAGUCAACUGGAAGAGAUUAAUACCAAAGAUGUAGCCCAAAGAAUAAUAGCAGAACUGAAGAGGUACAGCAUCCCGCAGGCUAUAUUUGCUGAGAGAAUCUUAUGUAGAUCACAAGGAACCCUCUCAGAUCUUCUAAGAAACCCCAAACCUUGGAGCAAGCUAAAGUCUGGGAGAGAGACCUUCAAGAGGAUGUGGAGGUGGCUUCAGGAACCAGAGUUUCAAAGAAUGGCAGCUUUAAGGUUAGAAGCCUGCAAAAGGAAAGAGCAAGAACAAAGCAAAGCAGAAAGAAAUCACGUGCCUAAGAGGCACCGGCUGGUUUUCACCGACAUCCAAAGACGCACGCUACACGCCAUCUUUCACGAGAACCAGCGGCCCUCCAAAGAAUUACAGAUCACCAUAGCUCAGCAGCUGGGCCUGGAGCUCUCCACGGUCAGCAACUUCUUCAUGAACGCCCGCCGUAGAAGCCUGGAUAAGUGGAUGGACGAGGGUCACGGACACCAGACAUCCUCUGGAUCUUUGGCCUCCAAGGGGGGUUCAGCUAUUGCUUGCACCAAAGCAUGA
Spea bombifrons (plains spadefoot toad) is the source of this 1267-nucleotide messenger RNA. Its product is annotated as hepatocyte nuclear factor 6-like. Gene Ontology annotation, molecular function: DNA-binding transcription factor activity, RNA polymerase II-specific; RNA polymerase II cis-regulatory region sequence-specific DNA binding. The record is from RefSeq and is a predicted model, not a curated record. The coding region runs from base 14 to 1267 and encodes 417 amino acids. NCBI's taxonomy places the organism in Eukaryota, Metazoa, Chordata, Amphibia, Anura, Pelobatidae. The transcript has 2 exons. Gene Ontology annotation, cellular component: nucleus. Gene Ontology annotation, biological process: regulation of transcription by RNA polymerase II.